AGAGAACUAGCCUGACCUGGACUUGCCCGGCAGAAGCGACAGUGGUCGGAGGGCGACGAGAUUUUAGGGGCAGCACCUGAAGCACAAUUCGAGUCCUGCGCCAGGGCACGGGCCAUUGUCCGGAUCCAGAAAGUCGGUGCCUCUUCCUUUGCAGGUCACCGGGGAAGAAAAAUGGCCAGUGAUACACCAGGUUUCUACGUGGACAAACUUAACAAAUACUCCCAGAUACACAAAGUAAAGAUUAUAUAUAAAGAAAUUUCUGUUACAGGACCUCCACACGACAGAAGGUUUACAUUUCAAGUUAUAAUAGAAGAGAGGGAAUUUCCAGAAGGUGAAGGUAGAUCAAAGCAGGAGGCGAAAAAUAAUGCUGCCAAAUUAGCUGUCGAAAUACUUGAUAAUGAAAACAAGGUGGAUAGUCACACGGAUGCUUCUGAACAAGGUUUAAUAGAGGGGAACUACAUUGGCCUUGUCAAUUCUUUUGCCCAGAAGGAAAAUCUGCCUGUAAAUUUUGAACUGUGUGACCCCGACUCCCAAUUGCCUCACAGAUUUAUUUGUAAAUGCAAAAUCGGGCAGACUACGUAUGGUACUGGUUUUGGCGCUAACAAAAAGGAGGCAAAGCAGUUGGCUGCCAAAAAUGCGUAUCAGAAGCUGUCAGAGAAAAGCCCAUCGAAAACUGGCUUUGUCACAUCUUUAUCCAGUGACUUUUCCAGCAGCUCGUCUAUAACAAGUAACUCUGCUUCUCAGUCAGCAUCUGGAAGGGAUUUCGAGGACAUAUUUAUGAAUGGUCUCAGAGAAAAAAGGAAAUCAGGAGUAAAAGUGCCAUCUGAUGACGUGCUAAGAAAUAAAUAUACCUUGGACGACAGGUUUAGCAAAGAUUUUGAAGACAUAGAAGAAAUUGGCUCGGGUGGAUUUGGCCAAGUUUUCAAAGCAAAACACAGAAUCGAUGGAAAGACGUAUGCUAUUAAGCGCAUUACAUAUAACACCAAGAAGGCAAAGCGUGAAGUACAAGCACUAGCAGAACUCAAUCACGCCAACAUUGUUCAAUACCGAGUUUGUUGGGAGGGAGAGGACUAUGACUAUGAUCCCGAGAACAGCACAAACGGUGACACAAGUCGAUACAAGACCCGGUGCCUCUUUAUCCAAAUGGAAUUCUGUGAUAAAGGAACUCUGCAGCAGUGGUUGGAAAAGAGAAAUCGGAGUCAAGAGGACAAGGCUUUGGUUUUGGAGUUAUUUGAACAAAUAGUGACAGGAGUGGAUUAUAUACACUCGAAAGGUUUAAUUCAUAGAGACCUUAAGCCAGGUAAUAUAUUUUUAGUGGAUGAAAAACACAUUAAGAUCGGAGACUUUGGCCUUGCAACAGCCCUGGAAAAUGAUGGAAAUCCUCGAACAAAGUAUACAGGAACUCCUCAAUACAUGAGUCCAGAACAAAAGUCAUCGUUAGUGGAAUAUGGAAAGGAAGUGGACAUCUUUGCUUUGGGCCUUAUUCUAGCUGAACUUCUUCACAUAUGCAAAACUGAUUCAGAGAAAAUAGAGUUUUUCCAACUUCUAAGAAAUGGCGUCUUCUCCGAUGAUAUUUUCGACAACAAGGAAAAAAGUCUUCUACAGAAAUUACUCUCAAGUAAACCCAGGGAACGACCCAAUACGUCUGAAAUCCUGAAGACUUUGGCUGAGUGGAAGAACAUCUCGGAGAAAAAGAAAAGAAACACGUGUUAGGGCUUUUAACUGCAGUCUGAAGUGGAAUGUCAGAGAACAAUGAACUUCUUCUCUUAACACUCUCCCAGACAGGUUUUGGUAAGGGUGACCCAAAGACAUUGUAUUUAUCGGCUAUGAACAAGUAUGCCCGUUUCCUCAAUUGUUAAUUGUCGGACCUGUGGCUGGCUAGCCAAAUAUGGAAAUGUUUGUUUCUUUCUCGUCUGCCCGAAGAGAAAGCCAAGCCGCGGUGGAGAAGGUCACUUAACCCCCAAUGCUAACUGAAGGCCUAAGGCUUUUGACAUACUAAAGAGCUGGCAGCCAGAGCUGGGAGAGAAGAACCUGCAGACAGGCAGGCAGAGACACAAAGACAUGGACUAGAAUGAAACAGGGAGGUAGAGAGAUUGAGAGACAGAGCCACAUGGAGAGACGAAAUGGCAGAGUAGUAGGCUUAAGUUAGAUGAGCUAACUGAGAGACUGCCCCAGAAAACAGGCCAACAGCCUUAUACACAGAUGUCUCAGUGUCUAUCAUUAAACUCCAAGCAGGAUCAAUGAAGGCCCUACAAUAGGUUUUUUUUUCUUGUUACUUCAAAAACAAUCUUACAAAGUUAUUUUCUUGACAGUUUCAUAUGUGUAUUGUAUCCUGAUCACACUCCAAACCUUCUGCUGUUCAUGCCUUAUCAUGUAAACUAUAACCUCUGAACGUGGGAGUCCAAAUUGUCCAUCUGUCCUUAAGUUGCUUCUCAUAGGUAGUUUAGUCGUUGUGAUGAGAAAAGUAAUGAAAUGGUACCAGAAAUGGGGUUUUGUCGCAAUAAACCUACUGUGCGGUUUCUUGGACUUUCAGGACUGGUUUGUGGGAAGAAUGUGGAAAAGUUUGAAGCAGCAGGCUAGAGAAGUCCUCAGAUGGUAUACGUCAAUCUUAAUUCUGGUAGCUCAGAAGUCUUUGCCAAAAAGGAACCCAUUGGGAAUUGGACUAGAUGCCAGGACAUUUGUGUACAAGUCAAAAGACUGGUGAGGGAAAUUUCAAGACAUUCAGACUGUGGCAUGGUGGUUAUCUCCUUCUCAUAGCUAGAAUUAUAGAGCAAAUUAGGAAGGAGUGAGGGGUAAGAAGUGAGAGAACAAAGAUCUGGGAAUGAGUGCCUUCAAAGACGAGGUCGGUGCAAAGCUGUUAAAGCGAUUAGUGCACUGAGGGAAGCCAUGUACUUUCCAUUGCUGCCAUUAUAGGAACAAGACUACAGCCACGGGCGGCUGCACAGCAUGGAAAGUAAAAGCCCUUUAAAGGUCUUUCGUGUCAAAAGUUCCAGCAGGUGCCACAGCCACUCCAGUGGAGUCUGUGUGACAGGAAGCUCUUGUGCUUCGUUUCUAUGCAGAACAGAGGCCUGUGCCUGGAAUGGCUUGUCCUCCUGGAGGUCCUGGCAGUCUCCCUGCAAAAAGAUGGUGACCAGGGUCUAUGCUUUCAGUGGAAUUGCCUUCUGUGUUCUAGCCUUGGUGAUCUUAGCGAUUUUAAGCCUGUCAACAAUAUCUGAUUUUAGGAAUAUAGCAGGGUGGGCAGAUGAUCAUGUAUCUUUAGAUGUCUCAGGCACUGAAAUAAAUAAAUGUCUCACACCAUCAUGGUCCUGAUGAACUCAAUGGCUGCAAUGAAUUCAACUGCUGUAUCCAUUAGUUCCCAGAAAAUAGGAGAGAAAUUAAUUGCAGUUACUAAGAACAUGACUGUUCCAGAAAAAUCUUUCCCCCCUUUUGGGAAAGUUUUGUUUAGCAUGAUUCAGAAUAGUAAUGAUUCUUUUAAAAAGAUCAUAGACAACUUCCAACAAGUUGAACAAACUUAACAAGAGUUAACUAUGGUUACAAAAGCUUCCUUACUAUUCUGAGGGGCCAUAAAUAUAAUAGAGUUUAAACUUUAUUAAAACAAAGGUAAAUGAUGAAUACAUACCUGGUGCCCACCAGUCUGGCAGUAUAACUGCAGUUUUCUAAACUAUUGUUUUCAGCUGAGAAUUGUUUUCUAGACUGUAUGUUCCGCUUUCCUCCUUGCAAGGGACAUUUGGUGAGGUGAUGAAUAAGAGCUAGAUGAUUGCCAAUUAUGAUGUAUCUGUUCUAACUGUUUAAGUCUAUGCCAAAAAGUAAAGCUUUUUACAACAACACA
Rattus norvegicus (Norway rat) is the source of this 3829-nucleotide messenger RNA. Lineage: Eukaryota; Metazoa; Chordata; Mammalia; Rodentia; Muridae. The record is from RefSeq and is a predicted model, not a curated record.